Messenger RNA from Pieris macdunnoughi, 690 nucleotides. NCBI's taxonomy places the organism in Eukaryota, Metazoa, Arthropoda, Insecta, Lepidoptera, Pieridae. The record is from the annotation of a GenBank genome assembly.
AUGCCGCGCAACUACAUUAGAAAGACUACUCGACAAAACUGGAGUGAGACAUCGAUGCAAUCGGCACUAGAUGCUGUAAAAGAUGGAAUGGCUUUCAAAACAGCUAGUAGACAGUUUUCAGUGCCACUAAUGGCGUUGAAACGAAGAACCAAAGGAAAAAAUAAGCUUGCGAUGGGUGCGGUUAAGGUUCUGGGUAGUAAACAAACUGUUUUUACCACCGAACAAGAAGCAGAACUUGUCAAACAUAUAAAAGACAUGGAGAUAAGAAUGUAUGGUAUGUUUUCAUCCAAAAGGGAAAAAGCUGGUAUUGAGUGGCUAAAAGGAUUCCGAAAACGGCAUCCAGAUAUAACUCUUCGUGCUCCGGAAUCAACAUCAGCCGCUCGAGCACGUGCGUUCAACAAACCUGUUGUUGAUAAAUUUUUUUCGAUUUUGAAAGACACACAAGCGAAACAUUCUUUUCCACCGUAUAGAAUAUUUAAUGUCGAUGAAACCAGUUUAUGCACUGUCCCGACCAAAAAUACAAAGGUGUUUGCUCAAACUGGUCGUAAACAAGUGGCUAGAGUCACUUCAGCUGAAAGAGGUGACACCACAACAGCAGUAGUUUGCGGCUCUGCUACUGGAAACUUUAUACCACCGAUGUUUAUAUUUCGCAGAGUGCGAAUGAAGAUGGAGUUGAUUGAUGAAAUUUGA